AGUUGUUCGAUCUGAUUUCUCUCAUUUCUGGUAACAACAUACGAAUAUGAUGAACUCCCUUCCUACACCGAUGCCUGUGGAUUUAUCUGAUAUGGAUAAGUUACGGAGUAAAGAAGAAUCCAGUAGUGAAGCCACCACCACCACCCAGGAAGUUGUUCCUAAGGAGUGUUCCAAUUGUGGUAAGAUUCCCGGGAAUCCUUUACGGUGCGGUAUCUGUAAGAAAGUGGUAUACUGCGAUCGGAAUUGUCAAAAGGAGGACUGGCGAUUCCAUAAACGUAUAUGUAAGAAGCCUAAAGCCAAGAAGGAGGAGGAGGACGAGAAGAAGUCAAGACAUGAACAAGCUGCUGAGAGAGCUGCUGCUGCCAAACGGGCUGCUGAACCAUUCCGAUCAAAGAAGGAUGAUGAUGUGGUAGUAGAGGAUGAGAAGCUCAAUUGGUAUCGUCAUCGGGAAUGGAUACCAGAGAAGAAAGAAGAGUUUAAACCACAUGAGAUAGUACCCCAACAGGAAGCUAGUAGUCCAGAGAGGAUACAAGUAACCGAGUCUGGUGAUGGUGGUCAUGCUGGCAAGAGUGUUUGGAACACAGCUGAUACGUACGAAGAACGGAAUACUACCGAAUGGGCUAAUGAUUGGCUUAAACAGAAUAUCCCUGGCUCUACCUUUGAUACUGCCGAGGACCUCUCCCUUGUCGUUGAUUCGAUCGAUAACUUGGAGGGGGAUGCCGCCAUUCCAAUUGUUAGAGGAACAGCACGGUAUGUAUAUGAUUACAAGUUCAAGUUGAGUACUAAUGUUACAUUCAAGGGUAUUCAACUGAAUGCUGAUGUGAAGGUUGGUGACUUCGCCAACGAUAUGGAGCCCUACACCUUCCAUGUGAAUGUUAAAGAUCCCAAGGAGAGUGUCGAUAGAGAUACCAUUACCGCUGCUCGAUCAAUCAUAAUUAAGUCCAUCGUCCCCCAGUUGAACUCCAAAUUGGAUCAAUUCGUGACCGAGUACCAUACUCUCUAAGCCUUAUAGCUGACAACAAAAUACUCGUGUAUAACAAAGAUUUAGAACAAUAGCCACUGUCGUG
Molecule: messenger RNA, 1067 nt
Organism: Perkinsus marinus ATCC 50983
Lineage: Eukaryota; Perkinsozoa; Perkinsida; Perkinsidae
Exons: 8
Coding region: 47-1003 (318 amino acids)
Biological process (GO): positive regulation of ATP-dependent activity; protein folding
Cellular component (GO): cytosol
Molecular function (GO): ATPase activator activity; protein-folding chaperone binding
Source: RefSeq, a predicted model, not a curated record